CGCUCCUAGCUUGUCAGUACGAGGUGUGCCCAUCUUUCGCCACUCAUUUUCACCCACCUCUUCCCACCAAAGCGGCUAUGUGUUGCACGGGAAAGUGUGCCCGACUGGUGGGCCUGAUCCUGCUGCCUUCGGCCUUUGUCUGCAUGAUAGCCAACCUGCUGCUCUUCUUCCCCGAUGGAAACAGUCUGGACAAUGAUCAGAUCUCUCUGCAGGUGUGGCUGAUGGGGGGGCUCAUCGGAGGAGGCCUCUUUAUGCUGUGCCCGAGCUGCUCCGCUAUCAGGGCCGGGGGCAAGGGUUGUUGUGGAAAUGGUUGCUGCGGCAACCGUUGCCGGAUGUUGAACUCUGUGUUCUCGUCGGCUUUCGGCCUAAUUGGAGCCAUCUACUGCAGCAGCGUGGCCUCAGCCGGGCUGGCCAUCGGACCCAAGUGUCGCGUGGCCGGUGACGUUUGGACAUAUCCCUUCGAGGAACUCGGAACUGGCAGUGAGAGCUACCUGGUGAACCAGACUAUAUGGAACACGUGCGAGUACCCCAAGAAUGCGGUGAUGUGGCACGUGGUCCUCUUCUCCAUCCUGCUGUCCAUGGGCAUGCUGCAGCUGGUGCUGUGCGGCAUCCAGGUGGUCAACGGCUGCCUAGGCUGCAUCUGCGGGGACUGCCGGGACAGGAAGGAGGAUGAAAGUGGAUUGUGAAAGCAUGCUGAUGAUGUCUCUAGUCCUUUCCCUGAAGGCUUUUCUCAUCUAUCACUUCAGAUCUUUUUGUACUAAUGGUACAAUUGCUAAAGUAGGAAGCAUAUUGGGUAACUUCGAUGGGGGGACAUGGGCUCAUCAUGAGCAGAACCACAAAUAAUGAAUUCAGGGGUGUCCAAACACUGCAGCAUACAGAAAAAUGUAAGACUGAAUGAUUCGGGGGACACACUUUGAUACAUUUUGUGAAUUAAAGAUAUUGAAACCAAUGCAAUGUACUGUAGGUCAGGAUACAGUGCAUCAAAAAAUAAUUCACGGCAUUUUACCUUUUCCACAUUUUGUUACGUUACCCUUAUGCCAAAAUUGAAUGAAUUUCGAGUUGAAACAGGAUGCACCAAUCUCAAUUUUCAGCUCAAUGGUAUAUGGUGCGAAUACUUAUGUACAUGUGAUUUCUUACCUAUGUUUAAUACAUUUGCACACAAACAUUUCCCAAAAUCGUUUUUCAUGUUGUCAUUACGGGUGUUGUGUGUAGAAUUUUGAGGAAAAAAAAAGAUGAAUUUAUUCUAGAGGGUACACGGGAGUUUGCCCGACCGGUCUACAUGUGCUUUGUCGACUUGGAAAAGGCAUUUGACCGUGUCCCUUGCGGUGUCCUGUGGGGGGUGCUCCAGAAGUACGGGAUUCGGUCCUUGUACAACCGGAGCAGGAGUCGCAUUGUUAGCAGUAAGUCCAGCCUGUUCCCAGUGAACGUCGGCCUCCGCCAAGGCUGCCCUUUUUUUCUGGACAGAAUUUCUAGGCGGAGCAAAGGCGUUGACGGAGUCCAGUUUGGGGGCCUUAGGAUCUCGCAGACGACGUGGUCCUGAUAGCCUCAUCAGGCUGUGACAUUCAACGAUUACUGGGGCGGUUUGCAGCUGAGUGUGAAGCUUCUGAGACGAGACUCAGCACCUCCAAAUCCGAGACCAUGGUUCUCAUUCAGAAAAGGGUUGGUUACACCCUCAGAGUUGGGAGCGAGGUCUUGCCACAAAUGGAGGAGUACAGGUAUCUCGGGCUCUUGUUCACGAGCGAGGAAAGGUUGGAGCGUGAGGUCGACAGGCAGAUCGGCGCAGUGUCUGCAGUACUGCGGUCGCUGUACCGGACCGUCCUGUUAUAGAGGGAGCUGAGCCGGAAGACAAAGCUCUCAAUUUACCAGUCGAUCUAUACUGCCACCCUCACCUAUGGUCAUGAGCUUUGGGUCAUGACCGAAAGAACGAGAUGGCGGAUACAAGCGGCCGAAAUGAGUUUCCUCCAUAGGGUGGCUCGACUCACCCUAAGAAAUAGGGUGAGGUGCUCGGUCAUCCGGAAGGGGCUCAGAGUAGAGCCACUGCUCCUUCACAUUGAAAGGAGCCAGUUGAGGUGGUUCAGGCAUCUAGUCCAGAUGCCUCCUGGUCCCCUCCCUGGUGAGAUGUUCUGGGUAUCCCCAGACGGGAGGAAGCCCCGUGGCAGACCUAGGACAGGCUGGAGGGAUUAUGUCUCACAGCUGGCCUGGGAAAGCCUUGCUAGCCCCCCGGUGAAACUGAAAGAAGUGGUCAGGGACUGGGAAGACUGGGCUGCCCUCACGACCCGGACCCAAAGAAAAUGGAUGGAUGGAUGGAUGGAUGGAUGGAAGUGAAUUUAUUCCAUUUUGGAAUAAGCCUGUAAAGCACUGUGAAUACUUUCCAGAUGAAAUGUAUGCUCAGCUAUCCAAACAAAACACAUCUUCGCUUUGUGUUGUAGGCAACAAAGCAAAUUAGUCUAAUAUGCAAUAAUAUAUCGCAAUAAUAAUGAAGUGAUUACAUUUUUACAAUAUUCCAAGGGCCAAUUAAAAAAAAACACACUGCAGGCCCCUAAAAAAUGGCCCCUAGCCGCACUUUGGACACCCCUGAACUAAUGAAGCAUCUUGAAAAUGAACUAUUACACACAAGAAGGACGAACGCUCUGUUUCAUACUUUAAUAUUUGCCUUUAAAGUAAAUGAAGCAUGUAAUUUCUCCAAUUUCUUAACACUGUAUUAAAGUUAUUUAAAUAUG
This is a messenger RNA of Dunckerocampus dactyliophorus (ringed pipefish), 2720 nucleotides long. It is a transcript of the gene tm4sf5, whose product is annotated as transmembrane 4 L six family member 5. The transcript is spliced from 5 exons. The coding region runs from base 78 to 686 and encodes 202 amino acids. Gene Ontology annotation, cellular component: membrane. The record is from RefSeq and is a predicted model, not a curated record. NCBI's taxonomy places the organism in Eukaryota, Metazoa, Chordata, Actinopteri, Syngnathiformes, Syngnathidae.